UUCGCUACGCUAUUACGGUGAGUGCUUCGGUGGUGGGCGGAGUGGAGGAGGGUAGGGGAAGUGUGGAGCCAGUACUUCGAGAUGAAUUUUUGCGUCUCUGCAUGAACGUCACCACGGUGUUGUGCUGUCGCAUGACACCACUGCAGAAGGCGGCCGUGGUGCGUCUGGUGAGUCAUGGCCUCGACGGUGUCGGUGGUGGUGGUCGUCCAGUCACAGCGGCCGUCGGUGAUGGCGGCAACGACGUGGCGAUGCUA
Molecule: messenger RNA, 254 nt
Organism: Hydatigera taeniaeformis
Lineage: Eukaryota; Metazoa; Platyhelminthes; Cestoda; Cyclophyllidea; Taeniidae
Source: the annotation of a GenBank genome assembly